UUUUGGGGAUGUUUAAACUGCAAGGAUGAAGUGAUUAAUUUUGUUAAACCUCAAGGACUGCAUAAAUAUCUUCCUAUUUACUUUUGUAAUAAAAACCUGGCUGUUUGCCUGUUAUGGCCAGCUCAAAGCUCUUGCUCUCCCACCUCCGCCGUUCAUAUCCCCUCUCUUAUCUUUCUACUCUCUCUUGUGGCUCUAUCUCUCACCUUCUCACAAAUCCUAGCCCUAUUCGCUCACAACCUCCAAUUACCCCUAACAAUUCACUCAGGCCUCACUUCUUCAACUCACUCUUUGCUUUUCAUUUUCUUAACGGUAGAUCGUUCUCGACUCGCUCAAAUGAUGACUCGGGGUUUUUUGUUGAUUCGGCUACUGAGUCAAAACCUACUGAUUUUGAAGUUGAUGGGGUCAUUGAGAGUGUGGUUAAUGGUAGCAGUGGUGGAGAAGAGUCAAUUCUUCCCGUCCGUGCAUUGAUUUCCUUGCUUGAUGGAUUCCAUAAUCUCACUGGCUUGCCUUGGUGGAUAGUCAUUGCUUCAGCCACAGUAGCUAUGAGAAUUACAUUGUUCCCUGUACUCGUUUUGCAACUUAACAAGAUGAAAAGGAUAUCAGAGCUAUUUCCUAAAUUGCCUCCUCCUUUCCCGCCACCUCUGUCAGGAAGGAGUUACAUAGAUCAAAUUUCAGUCUUUCGGAGGAAGCGAAAAGCUAUUGGUUGUCCUUCACUUUUAUGGUUUUUUGCGUAUUUCUCUGUCCAGGUGCCAUGCUUUCUUUUGUGGAUGACCAGUAUUCGAAGAAUGUCCUUGGAUCAUCAUCCAGGUUUUGAAUGUGGUGGCACUCUGUGGUUUCAAAAUUUGACUGAAUUUCCUCACGGUGUUUUAGGCCCCAUCUUUCCAUUACUGAUUGCUAGCUUGCACUACGCUAAUGUUCAGCUCUCUUUUGACAAAUUUUCUGUUCAAAAGACAAAUGGAAUAUUGGCCUUAUUGGCAAAAUAUUACAAGUUGUAUUUGGAUAUUCUGGCUGUGCCUUUAUUUUUCAUUGGCUACUCUAUUCCACAGGGAAGCCUGGUUUAUUGGGUCACCAAUAGUUCAUUAACUAUGGUCCAGCAAUUAUCCCUCAAACAUCCUGCUGUUCGUGCAAAAUUAGGGUUACCACCCAAGGAAUCUUCAACAUCAGCAGGUUAUGAAGAAGUGGGCAUGCCAGAAACAGCAACAUUGGAUUCCCCAAGCAUUAGUGGCAGUGUUUGUGUGGAAAAUUUCAGCCCUAAGAAACUGGUUGCUCUGUCAGUCCAACUUGUAUCCAGUGGCCAAAGAGAGAGAGCGAUUCCUGUGCUACGGCUGGCACUUCAGAAGGACCCUAACUGUGUAGAAGCUCUGGUUUUUAUGGGGCAGAUUCUGCUGCAAAAAGAAAUGUAUGCAGAGGCUACAGAACAUUUGGAGCGUGCUAUUUCUAAGUUAUUUCAUGAUGGUCACCCAGCAGACGUCAAGUACAUAGGUCUUCUAAUUCUUGCAUCUCAGUGGGCUGGUGUUGCUUGUGUACGGCAGGGAAAGAACGCAGAAGGAAUCAUUCAUCUGGAAAGAGUUGCAGCUUUAGAAGAGCCAGAGGACCCAAAUUGCAAAUUCCAUUACUUUGAUAGUUUGGUAAAGCUAGCAAGUUGUUUGAGUAUUGAAGGUCGCAAAGCUGAAGCUGUAGAGUAUCUGCGUGCAGCAGUUGCUUAUAAUCCAGCUUAUAAAGAGUUUUUAGAACAAUGUGAAAAUGAUGAGGACGAGUUUGGCAGUGAUCUUGUCGACAGCAGGAGAAGAGAUUAUUGACCGAUCUAACACAAUUAUACAAGAGUGUCCAUUUGUUCUGUUCAUUCUUUUUUGAUAUGAUUACUGGCAAAUUUCUACAUGAGAAUAAACCCAAGCCUGAGAAAAUUUUCUGUAUGCCGCAUUUAGAACUGAGUUAAAUUUUGACUAAAUUAUAUUUGCUAUACACAAAACAUAAUAAAAAGUCAGUAGCUUUAGUCUGUAGUGCAUUUGCAACACUAUUAGACUGAUUAGUAAUCCGACAAUGGAUAUGUUCUUUAGCGUGUUGGCUGAUAA
Jatropha curcas is the source of this 2072-nucleotide messenger RNA. Lineage: Eukaryota; Viridiplantae; Streptophyta; Magnoliopsida; Malpighiales; Euphorbiaceae. The record is from RefSeq and is a predicted model, not a curated record.